This is a messenger RNA of Talaromyces proteolyticus, 792 nucleotides long. RefSeq lists its product as uncharacterized. Lineage: Eukaryota; Fungi; Ascomycota; Eurotiomycetes; Eurotiales; Trichocomaceae. The coding region runs from base 1 to 792 and encodes 263 amino acids. The transcript has a single exon. The record is from RefSeq and is a predicted model, not a curated record.
AUGUGCCAAAACGAAGUUGGUAUCAAUGGCUGGACAAGCAUGCCUGCCGAUGCUGGUGCCAUUUUCGGCGGUCAACCUUUCAUCAAUGAGCCAAGAUCACUUUCAAUAGAUGAAAUCAAGUUUCCAUCUGAUCAUUCCAUCGUGGAAAAGACCCUGCAGUACGUGAAGAGGGUCCUCCAUCCAGAAACCUUCAACCACUCAAUGAGAGUUUAUUACUACGGUAAGUACCACUACGAGGCAUUAAAUAUUUCUAGACCUUGGCUUACCUAUUCUGCGGGAAUGGCUAUUACCCAACAACAGUUUCCUCAGCAAGCUGCCGUUCUUAGUCCUGUAACCUGGGCGUUGACUUGUUUGCUGCAUGACCUGGGCACUGCUGAGGAAAACCUGACUGCGACUCGGAUGUCUUUCGAUAUCUACGGUGGAAUCAAGGCGUUGCAACUCUUGGAAGACUUUGGCGCAAACCUUGAUCAAGCCAAAGCAGUUGACGAAGCUAUCAUUCGACAUGAAGAUAUGGGAGUCGAUGGAACCAUUACCUAUAUUGGUCAGCUAAUCCAGUUGGCUACGGCCUACGAUAACACAAGUAUCCAUCCCCGUAUCAAGGAAUUUUGGAAAAUAAUUCACCCGUCCACCCGGGAGCAGGUUAACAGGGCUCACACUAGACUGGACUGGAGCAAAUUUUUCUCCAGCACCAUCCGAAAAGAGGAAGCCAUUAAGCCUUGGUGUCAUUCAACUCACCUUGUUAACUUCGCGGAGGAAAUUGAAAACAACGCUCUGAUGAAGCAGUUGGAGUAA